AUGAAAGCCGAGAAGUUGACACGUGUGCUUGAUAUGGUUGAUAAAAGACCAUCCAAAGUGACAUUUUUGACAACUUCGGGUAGAAUUGUUGAAGCUGUGAAGUUGGUUAACAAAAUGGCGAAGAUGGACUACAAACCUGAUAUAAUUACCUACGGAACGAUAAUGAAUGGUUUUUGUACAAUAGGCAAGACCAAUGAAGCUAUUGGGUUGUUUAGAAAGAUGGAAGAAAGAAAUCUUGAACUUAAUGUAGUGUUGUAUAAUACAAUCAUUGAUAGUUUGUGUAAUGACAGAUUGGUAACUGAGGCUUUGAAUUUUUUCACUAAACUGACAAGCAAAGGAAUUCGGCCAAACAUUUUCACUUACAAUUCUUUAAUUCAGGGCCUAUGCAAUUUCGGUCGGUGGAAAGAGACAACUAAAUUAUGGAAUGAGAUGGUGGAAAGGAAAAUCAUGCUUGAUGUGCGUACAUUCAACAUAUUGGUUGACGCGUUUGGUAAAGAGGGGAUGUUGAAAGAAGCAAAUAAAGUUUUUGAUGUAAUGAUUCAGAGAGGCGUAGAGCCUGAUACAAUUACGUACAAUUCUUUGAUUGAUUCUUACUGUUUGCAAAAUAGAAUGGAUGAAGCUGUCAAAAGUUAUUGUAGAAUAUUUGUUCAUUUGGAGUUUGGGGUUCUUGAUGGUUGUGUGCUUAUUGGCCCACCAAGUUAA
Corylus avellana is the source of this 702-nucleotide messenger RNA. The record is from RefSeq and is a predicted model, not a curated record. Lineage: Eukaryota; Viridiplantae; Streptophyta; Magnoliopsida; Fagales; Betulaceae.